Drosophila willistoni is the source of this 4288-nucleotide messenger RNA. RefSeq names its product potassium voltage-gated channel subfamily H member 8 (gene Elk). Lineage: Eukaryota; Metazoa; Arthropoda; Insecta; Diptera; Drosophilidae. The transcript has 17 exons. Gene Ontology annotation, biological process: regulation of membrane potential; potassium ion transmembrane transport. Gene Ontology annotation, cellular component: membrane. Gene Ontology annotation, molecular function: voltage-gated potassium channel activity. Bases 246 to 4169 code for a protein of 1307 amino acids. The record is from RefSeq and is a predicted model, not a curated record.
AAGUUAGACGUGGCACGGAUAAAAAAGACGCAGUUGAGAAGUUGAAGCAUAGAAUCAAAGCAAACAUCACAAGCAACAAGCGCCAAAACAACAGAGCAGCAUUUGGCUUAAAGGCCUCCUCUUUUUUUGUGUUAGGAUAGCCACGCCUUGCCCGCCGCCACCCGCCCGGCUAGCUUCCCCUAGCACUUCUCCUUUAGCCCAAGAAGUAGCGCUUGUAUAGGCGCACCUAAGGCCUCAGAAUUCCCAUGCCAGCCCGUAAGGGGCUGCUAGCGCCCCAAAAUACAUUCUUGGACACAAUUGCCACACGCUUCGAUGGAACGCACUCAAAUUUUGUGCUUGGCAAUGCGCAGGCAAAUGGCAAUCCAAUUGUUUAUUGCUCGGAUGGGUUCGUGGAUUUGACAGGAUAUUCGCGCGCUCAAAUUAUGCAAAAGGGCUGCUCAUGUCAUUUCCUUUACGGACCGGAUACAAAGGAGGAGCAUAAACAGCAAAUUGAGAAAAGUCUUUCAAAUAAGACGGAACUUAAGCUGGAGGUUAUUUUCUACAAAAAGGAAGGAGCACCAUUUUGGUGUCUUUUCGAUAUUGUUCCGAUUAAGAAUGAGAAGCGCGAUGUUGUUCUCUUUCUGGCCUCACACAAGGACAUCACACAUACGAAAAUGUUGGAGAUGAAUGUGAAUGAAGAAUGUGAUAGCGUUUUUGCCCUUACAGCUGCACUAUUGGGCGCGAGAUUUCGUGCCGGCUCGAAUGCCGGCAUGCUGGGCCUAGGCGGACUGCCUGGUCUGGGUGGACCGGCCGCCAAUGGCACUGAUGGCGAUGCCGAGGCUGGGGAGGGUAACAAUUUGGAUAUACCCGCUGGCUGUAAUAUGGGACGACGUCGUAGCCGAGCGGUGCUGUAUCAGCUAUCCGGCCACUAUAAACCGGAGAAGGGUGGCGUCAAAACCAAAUUGAAGCUCGGCAAUAAUUUCAUGCAUUCAACGGAGGCUCCAUUUCCUGAAUACAAAACCCAAUCGAUAAAAAAGUCACGCUUGAUUUUGCCCCAUUAUGGUGUAUUCAAAGGCAUCUGGGAUUGGGUCAUACUGGUGGCCACCUUCUACGUGGCAUUGAUGGUGCCCUACAAUGCAGCAUUUGCCAAGGCGGAUCGCCAAACGAUGGUCUCCGAUGUCAUUGUUGAGGCGCUUUUCAUUGUUGACAUUCUCUUGAAUUUUCGCACAACCUUUGUCUCGCGCAAAGGUGAGGUUGUCUCCAAUUCCAAACAGAUUGCCAUCAAUUAUUUUCGUGGCUGGUUUGCCUUGGAUUUAUUGGCUGCUUUGCCCUUUGAUCAUCUUUAUGCCUCCGAUUUGUACGAUGGAGAGGAAUCCCACAUUCAUCUUGUCAAAUUGACGCGUUUGUUACGCCUGGCGAGGCUAUUGCAAAAAAUUGAUCGAUAUUCCCAGCACACGGCCAUGAUACUGACUCUUCUGAUGUUCUCAUUCACAUUGGCUGCUCAUUGGUUGGCUUGCAUAUGGUAUGUGAUAGCGGUCAAGGAGUAUGAAUGGUUCCCGGAGAGCAACAUUGGUUGGCUACAAUUGCUUGCCGAACGUAAAAAUGCCUCCGUUGCCAUACUGACAACGGCCGAGACAUAUUCCACAGCCUUGUAUUUCACAUUUACCAGUUUGACAUCGGUCGGUUUUGGCAAUGUAUCGGCAAAUACCACGGCCGAAAAGGUUUUCACCAUUAUCAUGAUGCUGAUUGGCGCUCUAAUGCAUGCCGUGGUGUUUGGUAACGUGACUGCCAUUAUUCAGCGAAUGUAUUCACGUCGCUCGCUCUAUGAGAGCAAGUGGCGGGAUCUUAAGGAUUUUGUGGCCUUGCACAAUAUGCCCAAGGAGUUAAAGCAACGCAUAGAGGAUUAUUUUCAAACUUCUUGGUCACUCAGUCAUGGCAUCGACAUAUAUGAGACGCUACGCGAAUUUCCCGAGGAACUCCGUGGCGAUGUCUCCAUGCAUCUACAUCGUGAAAUAUUACAGCUGCCGAUAUUCGAGGCGGCCUCACAGGGGUGUUUGAAACUGUUGUCACUGCACAUAAAAACGAAUUUCUGUGCACCCGGUGAAUAUUUAAUACACAAAGGCGACGCACUUAACUAUAUCUACUAUCUGUGCAACGGCUCCAUGGAGGUGAUCAAGGAUGAUAUGGUUGUUGCCAUUUUGGGUAAGGGUGAUCUGGUUGGCUCCGACAUCAAUGUGCAUCUGGUGGCCACCAGCAAUGGCCAGAUGACAGCCACCACCAAUAGUGCCGGCCAGGAUGUGGUAGUUCGAAGUAGCAGCGACAUCAAGGCUCUCACCUACUGCGACUUGAAGUGCAUCCACAUGGGCGGUCUGGUGGAAGUACUUCGCUUGUAUCCAGAAUAUCAGCAACAGUUUGCGAAUGAUAUACAGCAUGAUUUGACCUUCAAUUUGCGUGAGGGAUAUGAGAAUCAGGAGUCGGAUAUUGGGCCAUCAUUUCCCCUGCCCAGCAUCAGUGAGGACGAUGAGAAUCGCGAGGAGGGCGACGAGGGUAGUGAGGCAGACAAGGAGAAUGGUGGAACAGGGGUCGGAACAGGGGCAACGCCUUCGCCCUCACCUCUGCAUAGCAUUGGAACACGUUCUCCUCUGCUGGGUAUGAAUAUGGCCAACAGUCCGCGACAUCACCAGCGUUUGCAUCAGCGUGGACGUUCACUUAUAACACUGAGGGAGACGAAUAAGCGAAGAACAUUAAAUGCAGCCAGCAGUUUGGAUCGUGGAUCUUUUGAAGAGCCCGAGCCACUGGAGGAGGAGCCGGCAAAGAGACCUUCGCUCGAACGUUUGGACUCCCAAGUGUCUACUUUGCAUCAGGAUGUUGCCCAGUUGAGCGUGGAAGUGAGGAAUGCUAUUAGCGCCCUACAGGAAAUGACAUUUUCCUCUUCAACAGCUGCAGCCACGUUGCAUGGCUCCAUUAAGUUCCCGCCAGCUCGUUCCAUACCCAAUAUUUGUGGAGUAACUGCCGCUGAGGUGAGCUUAGAUAUUCAUGGACAGCAUAUGAGCACUGCCGAGGCUAUGCAACGCUGUUCCUCGCAUCCGCCUGAGGUUUGGGGUCGUGAAAUGCAAUUGCCAGCCGCCAACACCACCUCUCCAGUCGAAUCUGCCACCAGAACAGCGGCACCGCCGGCUCCAGUAUCAACAACCCCACCAGCUGUAACCACCACCAAUAGCAGUUGCCAGACCGAUUUCUAUCGCAUUGAUUUUCCCACCUUUGAGCGUUUCGUUUUGGCCAAUCCGCGUCUUGUGCUGGGCCUUCUGGGUAUUGAGCCGGCCAUCAAGAAUGAAAUGGAAAUGCUGCAACAAAAGCAAACUGUGCAAAUCUCUCCCCUCAAUACAAUCAAUGAAUGCGUUUCGCCGCCCAAGGAGCGUCCCAUGGCUCUCCCCCAGAUGGAUGAUGAGAAUUCUAAUGACUUUCGUUGGUCCAUUCGGCAUUCGGCCAGCCAUCAAAGUUGCUGCAAGAGCACAGAUCCAUUACUCAGCUCUCCCACCAAUACACAACAGCAGCAGCAGCAGCAGCAACUUCAGCAGCUGCAAGAGCAGCCCAUUAGCAAAAGUAAACGACGACGCAAUGGAGGAGGCAGUGGAGCGGCUGUGGGAGGUAGCAAUUCCAGCUUGUCGAGCAAUAGCAGCAAUAACAGCAGCAGUUCAAAUGGCUCUAGUUCGAAUUGUUUGGUCUCACAGAGCACUGGCAAUCUGACCAGCAAUACCACCACCACCAAUGCGGCGGUGCACUGCAGCAAUAGUAGCCACAGUGUGGCCAGUGUGGCGGCUGCAACCACCAGGAGGGCCUCUUGGAAGUUGCAGCACUCCCGCAGUGGUGAAUAUCGUCGUUUAACAGAGGCUCAAGCAGAAUAUUCUCCGCCAGCUAAGGUACCAGCGCCAUCAACAGCUCCCCUUGGCUACGGUGGGCAAGAGGACGACGAGGAGGAGGAGAGUGUAGAAUUGCUGGGUCCUGGAAGACGGGGCAUGGAUAGUAAACGCUGCUCCACCUCCACCUCGACACGUAUGUUGACUGUGCAGGGUCAGGGCCAGGGACAUGCACAGAAUUUCCGGUUUUCUGCUGGCGAUGCCGACAAAUUGGAGAAGGGUCUGCGUGGUCUGCCAUCCACGCGCUCCCUACGAGAUCCCAGUGUCAAGUAAAAGGAGUCACAACUAUGAUUAGAAGGCGUGGAGAGACAUUUGCGUGAUUUAUUUUUUAAUUAAUACUGAAACACGAAGACGCUUGUACUUUUUAAUAUCUUUAAGAUACACACACACAC